Molecule: messenger RNA, 1583 nt
Organism: Tarenaya hassleriana
Lineage: Eukaryota; Viridiplantae; Streptophyta; Magnoliopsida; Brassicales; Cleomaceae
Exons: 4
Coding region: 258-1457 (399 amino acids)
Source: RefSeq, a predicted model, not a curated record
UUUCUAUUUUCCGGUGUUUGAUCGCUUAGACCAAAACACCCACUUUGCUUUCUGUUUCCUUUUUGACAUAAAAGCGUGAAUGGUUGGUGAAACCAGGACGGAAUCCAAUCGUGUUGGAGUCGUUGUUAUAUACGUCCCGUGUUUGGUUUCUGACCGAUUUAUACAACUUAAGGCAGCUCAUAGUUUGUUUCUGAGGUUUUGUCUCUUUGAACAGUUAGUUCAUUUGAUUGAAGCUGUCCAUUGAGAAGAAAAAAGCUAUGGAGGUCAAUCGUAAAUCUCAUCCGGAUUGUGUAUAUGCCUCAAAUCCUUUCCAUGAAUGUGCUUCGGCUUGUUUAGAGAGAAUCGCACAAGGUCAUGGAAGGAAGCAUCCAAAGAAGCAAGCUUCGAAGAUUCUUAGCUUCUCAGCGAGCUUCGGUAGGAAAAAGAAAGAAUCAGUGCCACCGUCUCCAUAUGCCUCGAGACCCUAUCAGAACAACGCUUACGCCAACAACAAUCAUUCUGCAAAGGAUCAUCGGCCAAUGCCUCCUCCUGCUGCUGCCAAUGCUGUAAAGAAGAAGACGUUUCUCGAAGAAAAGAAGUCGUCUUUCUCUUCUGUGUCUUCCGAGGAACUCCCUGCAGAGAAGUAUUCACGGGAUGAAGCUUUCAAUCAUAAGCAAGAACAGCUCUCGGAAACAGUUCUUCUAUCUCCAAAAGACCUGAUUGUUGAUAGUAACAAAGCCGUAAAGCCAGUAUCAAAAAAAAAAGCCGAUGACGAGAAGAAUGGAUCGGCUGGUGAGAUCAGGAGCUUCAGUUUUCUAAGCCCGCCAAGAUCUAAUGAAAACGACGAAGAAAGCAAUGACGAAGAUGAUGAUGAUGAUGAUGAUGAUGACGAAGAGAACAACGAGAUUCUCGGAGAAGAGAUCGAACUUGAAUCCGUACUGUCGGAAUCAUGUGUCUCGGUGGGGAAAUACCGAGUGAGACCAGCUGUUUCGGCCAUCUUGACCUCCAUCAUCGACAAACACGGAGACAUAGCCGUUAACUGCAAGCUCGAAUCAGCCUCCAUGAGAGCUCGUUACCUCGAGUGCCUAUGCCUGUUGGUCCAAGAACUGAAGUCAACCCCGGUUACCCAGUUGACCAAAGUCAAAGUCAAAGAGAUGCUCGCUGUCCUAAAGGACUUGGACUCGGUGAACAUCGAAGUGGGAUGGCUCCGGACAGUGCUGGAGGAGUUUGCGGAGUUCAAGGACGUGGACAGGGCGAGAGAGAGGCACGUGGAACAGGUGAGGUCCACGAGGGCGGCGUUGGAAGAUCAGGAAGCGGAUUUGGCUCGGAUGGAGAAGGAAGUGACCGAGGCCAGGUCUCGGGUCGAAGAGGCUCGAGCCCGAGUGGCCGAGCUCGAGAAAGAAGGGUUGAGGCUAGAGGGGAUUGGAUCGAAAGGCGAGAGAUUCAAAGGGAAAUCGUUCUUGGAGGAGCUUCUAUGAUGUAACUGUGUUAACUCGAGAGAGAGGGUAUAUGUUAUGGUGUAGUGUCCGUUAAUUAUAUAUAACAUGAAACCUUGUCUUGAGAUAUUCAGUGGUACUAAUAAACUGUUUUGGCUUUGUAAUUCA